Messenger RNA from Morus notabilis, 3159 nucleotides. RefSeq names its product ribonuclease J. Bases 177 to 2876 code for a protein of 899 amino acids. The record is from RefSeq and is a predicted model, not a curated record. NCBI's taxonomy places the organism in Eukaryota, Viridiplantae, Streptophyta, Magnoliopsida, Rosales, Moraceae. The transcript has 17 exons.
UAUUUGUGAACCGAGCCUCACAAAAAAUCCUCCAAAAAAAAUAAAAAUAAAUAACCAUUCUUCUUCUCUCCUCUUUCCCGCUCAAAGCUCAUAAGCUUUCUCUCUCUACAGACGAGGAUUUUCUAUCUAGGGUUUCGCUUUCGGCUCCGAGAAUCUCCGAAACCUCGCAAACACACAUGGAGCUUGAGCUUUUGGGAGGUUUCUCUUCUUUGUCUUCUUACUCAUCUGCUUACAGACCACUCGUUUCCCCAAGAAUGGCGGCUUUGGGUUCUCUCUCGCUCUGUCCUUGUAGUCUCCUAUGGCGGCCCAAGCUCACUAAGCGUUCGUUUUCGUGCUCCGUCGGCUCUCCUAGUUCUGUAGGUACACCUGGUUCUAGUGCACCGAGAAAAAGAACAGGAAGAAAAGAAGGGCCUAAAAAAAGUAUGGAAGACUCUGUUCAGCGCAAGAUGGAGCAAUUUUAUGAAGGGCGUGAUGGCCCGCCAAUUCGGGUUCUACCAAUAGGCGGCCUUGGCGAAAUUGGGAUGAACUGUAUGCUGGUUGGGAAUUAUGACAGAUAUAUUUUAAUUGAUGCUGGUGUCAUGUUUCCAGGCUAUGAUGAGCUUGGAGUCCAAAAGAUUAUACCUGAUACCACAUUUAUCAAAAGAUGGAGCCACAAAAUUGAAGCGGUUGUUAUUACACAUGGCCACGAGGAUCACAUUGGUGCGUUGCCUUGGGUGAUUCCAGCCUUGGAUUCCAAGACUCCAAUAUUUGCCUCAUCUUUUACUAUGGAGCUUAUCAAAAAACGUCUGAAGGAGAAUGGGAUUUUUGUUCCAUCCAGACUUAAGGUGUUCAGAACAAAGAGGAAAUUUGUUGCUGGACCAUUUGAAAUAGAACCUAUAAGAGUUACCCAUUCUAUUCCUGAUUGUUGUGGAUUGGUUCUUCGGUGUAGUGAUGGUACAAUUUUUCAUACUGGGGACUGGAAGAUUGACGAAUCUCCACUGGAUGGUAAAGUUUUUGACCGUGAAACCUUGGAGGAACUUUCAAAAGAAGGAGUGACAUUGAUGAUGAGUGACUCUACAAAUGUACUUUCACCUGGAAGGACAAUGAGCGAGUCUGUUGUGGCAGAUUCAUUGAUGAGGCAUAUUUCAGCUGCUAAAGGGAGGGUUAUUACCACUCAAUUUGCGUCAAAUAUACACCGCCUAGGAAGUGUCAAGGCUGCUGCUGACGCAACUGGUCGAAAGUUGGUAUUUGUUGGUAUGUCCUUGAGGACAUAUCUUGAUGCAGCUUUUAAGGAUGGGAAGGCACCAAUUGAUCCGUCAACUCUGGUCAAAGUGGAAGAUAUCGAUGCCUAUGCUCCAAAGGAUUUGCUAAUUGUCACAACCGGCUCUCAAGCAGAACCACGUGCUGCUUUGAAUCUUGCAUCAUACGGGAGCAGUCAUUCUCUCAAACUGACCAAAGAAGACAUAAUUUUAUAUUCAGCAAAGGUGAUCCCUGGUAAUGAAUCCCGGGUAAUGGACAUGUUAAAUCGCUUAGCAGAGAUUGGAUCAACAAUAGUUAUGGGUAAGAAUGAGGGGCUGCACACAUCUGGUCACGGGUAUCGCGGCGAAUUGGAGGAAGUACUCCAGCUUGUAAAGCCACAACAUUUUCUGCCAAUACAUGGAGAGCUUUUGUUCCUCAAAGAGCAUGAGUUGCUUGGGAGAUCAACGGGUAUCCGGCACACCACUGUGAUAAGAAAUGGAGAGAUGCUUGGGGUUUCUCAUUUGAAAAACAGAAGGGUUUUGUCCAAUGGUUUCACCUUCCUUGGAAAAGAGAAUUUGCAGUUGAAGUAUAGUGAUGGUGAUAAAGCAUUCGGCACGUCAAGUGAACUUUGUGUUGAUGAGAGACUGAAAAUUGCAUUAGAUGGCAUUAUAGUGGUCAGCAUGGAAAUUUUACGUCCCCAAAAUGUGAAUGGCCUGUUUGAAAAUACCUUAAAAGGAAAGAUAAGAAUCACUACACGCUGUUUGUGGCUUGAUAAAGGAAAGCUUUUAGAUGCACUUCAUAAAGCGGCGCAUGCUGCGCUUUCAAGCUGUCCCGUAAAUUGUCCUCUAAAUCAUAUGGAAAGGACAGUGUCUGAGGUAUUGAGAAAAUUGGUAAGAAAAUAUAGUGGUAAAAGGCCUGAAGUAAUUGCUAUUGCUCUGGAGAACCCUACAGCGGUUAUUUCAGAUGAGGUCAAUGCAAGACUAUCUGGCAAGGCCCAUGUUGGUUUUGAGGUGUCAGCAUUAAGAAAAUUGGUUGAUGGACGUCCAAGUAAGGCUAGAUCAAACAGAAAGCAAGAAGAUGGAGUAAAGAGAAAUACACAUUUGGAAAACGAUUCACAAAAUUUUGGAGGUAAGAGUGUUGAACUCGAAGGAUUACUCUCUGAGGAAGAAACAACUACUACUAGUUUCAAUUCAGACACCAUUCCCGCUGAUUCAGAGGAGUUCUUAAAAUCAUUCGGAACAGUAUUCCCUGUUGACGAGGUGGUGAAGGAAAACAAUGGCUCCAUUCUGAGUCAAGAACAUAUUCCAGAGCUUGAGGAGGAGGGUAAUGAAAGUGUCGAAAUGCCAGCUUCUAAACCCAAAAAGCCUGCCAAACGGAAUAAGUGGAGACCUGAGGAGGUACUGAAGCUGAUUCAAAUGCGCGGAGAACUGCAUAGCCAAUUUCUAGUUGUAAAGGGUAGAAUGGCCCUCUGGGAGGAGAUAUCUAGAGAACUAGUGGCUGAUGGGAUCGACCGGAGCCCUGGACAGUGCAAGUCUCGAUGGGCAUCCUUGGUUCAGGAAUACGAGGAAAGCAAAAGUGGGAAUAACCACAAGAAUUGGCCAUAUUUCGAGGAAAUGAAUAAAGUUUUAUCCGAUUCGGAGGCAGUAGCAGCAAAAUGAACAGGAGAAGAAUCAGUGCAAGUGUUGCAACAGUAUUGGGUAGCUAUUUGUUCCCGUAAUGCUAUGACAGCAGGAAGAGCAGAUGAUAACUUAUUUGUGAGUUUGAUCAUUCUGUCAUGGAUUCAUAGCAUGGAAGGCUAUGAAGGGCAAAAUGAAGAGACCAGAAAUAGAGAUUAUUAUCUAUUGAAUUUUUGCAGCUAUAGGACCUCUGUACAUUUUCAAUUGGAUAAAUAAAGCCGAUAUAUGAAAUUUUGUAAUAAUAGGGAACAGUUUUAAUCUUUUA